Molecule: messenger RNA, 6669 nt
Organism: Salmo salar (Atlantic salmon)
Lineage: Eukaryota; Metazoa; Chordata; Actinopteri; Salmoniformes; Salmonidae
Source: RefSeq, a predicted model, not a curated record
CCCACAGGCCCCAGCUACACCCUAUUCCCUGUGUAGUGUGCUACUUUUCCUGGUCUAAAGUAGCGCCCUACGUAUGGAGUAGGGUGCCUUUUUGGAUCACAGCCCCCUAUCUACUAGCACAUGUUACAAUAAGAAGCAGGAGGUGGACUAUGUUCUGUUAAAGAACACUUCAGUUAGGUAUGAUGUCAUGGUGAUGGGGACAGCUGUCUCUUCUCAUUCUGACUCCUUUACAGCAGAGCUAUAACCAGGGGUAAAUACAGAGCUGUUUCAGGUUUUUAUUAAUACCGGUCUAUUUGUCAAGCAAUAUGGUCGUAUUUAUCACUGGGGACAGGAGUUUUUUUUCUGGUCGGAUCAUGGUUGUUGGGGUAAACUCCUGGCUCUGUUUUUCUGAGGAGUUCCUAGGUGUUAAAGGGGAUGUAAAGGGAGAUAUUGGAUUCAUGAUGGUACAUGUUGUCCUGACCCCCAAACCUAUGUGCCUUUGAAAUGCACCCUAUUCCCUAUAUAGGACCUAUAGGCUCUGGUCAACAGUAGUACAUCACUAUAUAGGAAAUAGGGUGCCAUUUUUGGACAAUUCUAAUGUAAAGAUUCAAGAUGGAUUUAGGAUUUCUAGAUAAUGUCAGUGUUAUCUUGGCUUUAAAUCAAGUUUGCACUCCCAUUUUGACGAUGCGUUGAACGUGCUCCAAAUUCAGAUUAAAGUAAGGUAGUGUUAUGAACCUCGACACGAUAAGCACUUCAAGCAGGUUAAAUGGUUAUUAUGCAAAUAAUAAAUAUACUAGUCAGAGAAGCAUUUGAAUUGCUUUUUGAACGGCAUCUUAUUGUGAAAUGUGACCAAAAACCUGCUAUCUCCUUCCUCCUUCCUGCUCUCUCUCCUCUAAGUGCUGCUCACACCUCUCCCUAGGAUAAGCUCUAGAAGGAUUAGUCGGUGAUUUCAUAAAGCUCAGUGUUCCAGUGCCCAAAUGGAACUCCCAGUGAUUGGAACUUUGGGGAACAAUUGGAUCAGUUGGUUCUCUGUGUCUUCGCUGAUCUCUUUAUGACAUCAUCUCUGUCUGAUCCUUCUCAUCACAUCCUAGACACUGUGCCAGGGUGAAGUCUGCCCCCACCAAGCACAGAUAAGGGAUCAGUUCCCCCUUGCCCCCAAUGCUGAGAACAUAGGGCUGCAACCAGUGGUUCCAGAAGUGGAUUCUCAACCCUCAAAACCCGUAGUGGUAUCAAAUAUUAUCAAUAUUACUGUGCAACGUAGACGUUCUAUUUUCAACCGAGAUUGCGAAACAAUUUCUUAAGUUGAUGUAGUGUCCAUCGGUUAUGAAUGUUUAAACCUCUGAGAAAUCUCGUUUGUGCUCUGUUUGUUUCAAAGAGCACUAAAGCCUACACUAACCAUGGCGCCUCGCGGUCUGUAUAGUCCAAUCACAGAGCAGAUAGAAGUCACGUGAUCUGUUAGCGGCACAUGUGGCACCGAACAGAUGACGUGACUUGGAUCUGCUCUGUGAUUGGAAGAUACUACAGCUAUCGCGUACCAUCAUGUGUUCGCUAACAAACCACAUGACUUGUAUUCUGCUCUGUGAUUGGAUGAUAGAGACCGCAAUGCUGUAGGAGAUGAGUAGUUUGUUUGCCCCCCCUAACUCUGGUACACUUUUAUAAAAACAUUUGAAAGCCAUUUCUAAUCUUUUCAAUUAUUGGUUCAUCCUGGAGAUGUGUAGCUAUUCAUCAUUUGAAACCACAGUAAGCAGCAUGUAUUUUAAACAAGUGUUUAUACAAAGAAUUUGUGGGCCUGUCAGUUCCUGGAACCAUAACCGUGGAAAGAGGGGCGCGGCCUGUUGCAGCCCUAGGAAUUGUUUAAUUAAAAGCGGGUCUUGGAUAAGUGCUUGGUGGGAAGUGACUUCCACUAAAAUGCACCUUUUUUAAAUACCUGUUGUUUACAGAACCUGAGCCUCUACCUUGAACUUCAAACCUCACUUAACAAACUGUAGUAGUGAAUUUGUCCUUUACCUGCCUUACCUCCUAGUGGAGCACCUAGUGGACCGUUUUAUCUAGACGAGUCCACUACUAGUUUAAUCAACCAACACUCAAGUUUGCCUUGUAACCACGGUGACUGACACACAAACCAGCCAAGACUUACAUGAUGUAAUGAAGCUGUCCAGGACGAUGCCCCCAGGCUGCAUCCCAAAUGAUUCCCUGUAUGUAACCUUUAUUUAACUAGGCAAGUCAGUUAAGAACAAAUUCUUAUUUACAAUGACGGCCUACCCGGCCAAACCCUCCCCUAACCCGGAUGACGCUGGGCUCUAUAGUGCGCUUACGUUUCACCAGAGCCCUAUGGUGUGGCCUAUUGGCCUUGGUUAAAACUAGUGCGCUUUAUAGAGAAUAGGGUGCCAUUUGUGAUGCAGACAUACAUUCUACUACUAAUACUGUCACACUAAGUGUUUUUUUCCCCUUUAGCCAACCAAUCAUUCACCAUCUCUCAAUAGAACUUCAAAAAGUCCAAGCCGUUUUGUUUAUUUGCUUGCGCCCGAUGCUGUUACAAGUCUGUCUUUUUAUUUCCUAACUGUGAAAGGUAAACAUUAAGGGAACAUUUUAUAAUAACCCAACAAUCUCACUUCAACACUACUGUUCUAUUGAUCUCCAAUCCAUCGACAUUGGAAAUGUUGUACUGUCUGGAGAUGAUCGCCAUGGGCCAACUAAUAAUGCGCCAUUGUUGACAACUUUUAAGGAAAUGUUUUAUAAAGUAUCAGUGAAGAAGUAAAUCAGGAAGCUGAAGUCCUUCAAUAAAGACGUUGUCAGUUACUUCUAUGGUCCAUUUCUUCUAUUGUAUUACCCUCACGUGUGUAAUAAACACUAUUGCUGCGUUUGUCUAACGUUUUUAUCCAAAUAGAAAUUACCAUUUCAGAUUUGACAGCUUUUUUUUACAACACAUUUGCAUUUUAGGUCAGAGUUCCUGAACAGAACAAAUGAUAAGUUUUCCAGGAAAAAAUGUUUUAAAAUCAAUAUCUAAGCCUAACCUACACAUUAUGGAAAGGCAGGUUUUGUUAAAUAUUUACCAGUUAUGUAGAACCUAUAGUUCCCACACCCACCCAUCCAGAACUCCUCUAGUCUAGACAUACCCAUGACCGUACAUUGCUUUUAGUUUAGUCAUGAGUUUUGGUAGCAGUUGGAUAUUAUUUUUAUGAUCAUCUAUCAGGUGCCUCAAUGCCAUGUUCAUGCUCCCAUGUGUACUGAAGGGUUUUAUGUAGCUGUGUGUGAUCUUUUAGUAAAGCAUAGACAUCUUGUACCAGAUUUCAGAAUUGUCUAGUCUCUGUGCCUGUCAGGCUUUCAACCCAGAACUGGUACAAACUGGUCUGAAGACACAGCAGCAGAUUGGUUUGACAGGUCUGGCUCUACAGGUUUUACAACAUCAAAGCAAAUGUAAAAACACUAAACCAUGAUUAGUUAUUAAAUAACAUUCACCUUUUUUAUGCUUUGUCUUUAUGAUGCGUUUAGUAUUAUGGUACUUGGCAUGAAUUGUUUUCUAGUUGAAUUUGUCGGCUGGUUAAAGUAGUGCACAUAUACCAGGCAGUCAGACUGCCAGCAGUUGAUCAACACUGUCCAAUGGCCUUGGGCCCUGUGCACAUCCAAACACGACCAGGAACUGGAUUGAAGGAACAGUUCAGAGAACUAAAUGGAUCCGUACACGGUUUGCUACUCCUGAAGUGGAGUGUUUAUCAGUCAUAACAUUCCAGCCUGUAGUAGGGUCUUUAUCAACAAACCUCCAGGUUUUUAUCCACACUACACAGACAAGGGGCAUGACAUGGCUGCUGGACUAGUCCCAUGUGUUAGACCCCUCCCCCCCCCCCCCCCAGAUGGUCACGUGCCCCCCACGGCGGAAUGAUGUCAAGGUAUGUCAUCCUGAGCCCUGAGGUGAAUGGAAGGUAAGUACAGUAGACGGUAAACAAUGUUUUAAUUACUUUUAUAAAGAUUGAAUGUUAUUACUUCACACAUGAUUUGAUAUCUGUAAUUAAAUGACCCAGUAUGUAGGCUGUUGGUAAGACCGUGGUACAGGCCUACAUAGAUACCAUUACAGUACGAUACCUUUUUCCUUACAUAAACUCAAGUUUAGAUUAGUUGAUGUCCAUAGAGUUGAUAACCUGCCAAUAUGUGAUUCUCUGGAAGAAAAUACUAGACUGCUGUAAUACAAUAACUCACCCACAUCUAACAUGGUUACUCUGUAGGUUAUUACUGAUUUAGUAUGGUAUCUGUUGUAAUAAUAACACUAUCACCCACAUCUAACAUGGUUACUUUAUGUAGGUUAUGACUGAUUUAGUAUGGUAUCUGCUGAUCUGCUCCAUCCUUUUGUAUAUACAAUAUUUUUGCAUAUACUUUUCUGAAAAGCUCACCAAAGUGUGUCUGCAAUAUACAGGCAUCCUUUUUGUCUUUCUUGCAAGACUGACAUGACUGUUGCUUCUCUUUUUAGAUGCUGUGUCUGACAUCACGUCUGCCUCCAUGAAGCUCCUGGCCAGCUCUGAGAUCGCUGCUGCCUCGGUAGCCGAGAGGAGGCUCAUGCCCGCCGUCCAACACCUAGAAGACCGGACUGAAGAACCCUUGCUCGCUCCCGCUGAGGACAUUCUAGAAUCCCUGGAGGUUCCUAAAGCUAAGGUAGAGCAGGAAGUAGUAUCUGUGGAGGUGGAAGUGGCAGUAGAAGCAUCAGCUGCAGAAGCAGCUGUCGUGGAAACUGAAGAACCAGAAGAGGAGGCUGUUGUUGCUGCCCCUGAUGUCACGGAGGAAGUGGUUACUGAGGCGACCCCUGAGCCAGAGGAAGUAGUUCCGGUCGCCGUAGAGGAGGAGACGGCUGCACUUCCCCUAGAGGCCCCAGAGCUCCCUGCCGCUGUGGAAGUACCUGUGGCUGAGGCUUCUGCCGCUGUGGAAGUACCUGAGGCUUCUGCCGCUGUGGAAGUACCUGAGGCUUCUGCCGCUGUGGAAGUACCUGAGGCUUCUGCCGCUGUGGAAGUACCUGAGGCUUCUGCCGCUGUGGAAGUACCUGUGGCUGAGGCUUCUGCCGCUGUGGAAGUACCUGAGGCUUCUGCCAAGGAGGGACCAAUAGUAGAAGCACCAGCAGUAGAGGAAUUUUCCCCAGAAGAGGCUGCCCCAGUCGAAGAGUCAGCGCCAGUUGAGGCAGAGGUACCUGCAGCCGAAGAGGUAGCAGUAGUAGAGGAUGCUGCCCCAGUGGAGGAAGCCCCAGUAGCGGAGGAAGCCCCAGUAGCGGAGGAAGCCCCAGUAGCGGAGGAAGCCCCAGCAGCGGAGGAAGCCCCAGCAGCGGAGGAAGCCCCAGCAGCGGAGGAAGCCCCAGCAGCGGAGGAAGCCCCAGCAGCGGAGGAAGCCCCAGCAGCGGCAAAGGAGGCUGUGGAGACAGCCCAAGUGUCUGAGGAUGAGGGGCUCGUCGUGGAGGCGGCAAUGCUGGCAGCAGCCUCAGCCCUGGAUGUUGUGGAGGCAGAGGCAGCCCCGGCUGAGGAAGUCAAGGAGGCCCUCUUCACUUCAUGCCACCAAUGUGAAGCCCCAGCUUCUGAGGCUCCCCCAGUUGAGGCUGCUGUGGCAGUCACCCCCGUGGAGGUUGUAGAGGCUGCAUCUGUGGUGGAAUUAGAGGCUCCCCCUGCUGGUGUGGAGUCAGUUGGUGAGGCAGUGGAGGUGACCGCAGAGGAGCGUGCCACCGAUUGGCCUGUGGAGCUGACCGCAGAGGGAGUGGAGGAAGCCAAGGUGGAAGGAGAGACUGCCAGGCCAGUAAAGAGGUCCUGCUCAGUGAUGUAAUAGUACAGAAGGUGCACAGAGUAUGAGCCUGAUGUUGCUGACAGCCCAGUCCUGACUAGAGACUAGCGAUAUGUGCCUUCUGGAAUAGUCAACGCCCACAGCUGUCAAUCAAACAGGACGAUCAACAUAAAACACACACAGAAUUAGAACUGGUUUGAAUUUAAUUCUAUAAUUAUAAUAAACUAAUUAUAUUUAAAUGUUGUCUAAUGACAACAGUUGUCAACCUUGUAACUACAUUCCAGGUUCUCACUCAGUUUCUUGGUCUUGUAUUAUCCCUACAUUUAUAUUUACGUCAUUUAGCAGACACUUUUAUCCAGAGUGACUUACAAAUUGGUGCAUUCACCUUAUGAUAAUCCAGUGGAACAACCACUUUACAAUAGUACGUCUAUAUCUUUUUUUGGGGGGGUAGAAGGAUUUCUUUAUCUUAUCCCAGGUGAGGUGACACUUCUGUAAGGGUUUGAAGUCUGACUUUAUUCUUAGGUUCAGACCCAAAUGUCACCUUAUACCCUAUAUAGUGCACUACUUUUGACCAGGGCCGUAGGGGAAUUGGGUACUAUUUGGGACGGACAUCUAUUUCUCAGUACCACCCUGUUCCACAAGGUGCCACUGUUACCAAGCUGACGAAGACCACUUGAAUGUAUUUGAAGUUACUUGAUAAAUUAUCGUGUACUUGACAUAGCCUAAUGAAUUCUGACUGUAUUUUUUUUGAUUGAAUGAAAUAAGAUCUGAAUUGGUGUAUUAAACAGUAGGCUAUUAGACAAUGUCUAGAUGAUUGUGUUCUUCAAAGACUGUUGGGUUAGUUCUGCAUGGAGUUUUUUUUAUUCUAUCAGGGAAUAUCUAGAUUAAGUUUAGUUCCCAAGCCAGUAAACUGUUGGUAGACAGUAUUGUACCUAUGUGAUG